UUAACCAGCAAGUAAUUAUACAGAAAAAUUCUAGUUCCCACAAAAUGGGCAGGUCUCCUUCUCGUGAUGAAAACGGCCUAAAAAAAGGACCAUGGACUCCUGAAGAAGAUCAAAAACUUGUUGAUUAUAUUGACAAACAUGGCCAUGGCAGUUGGAGAGCCCUUCCUAAACUUGCAGGUCUUAAUAGGUGUGGCAAGAGCUGCAGGUUAAGAUGGACUAAUUAUUUGAGGCCUGAUAUCAAGAGAGGCAAAUUCUCUGAAGAAGAAGAACAAACAAUUCUUCAUCUCCAUUCCAUCCUCGGAAACAAAUGGUCUGCGAUCGCGACGCACCUGCCCGGAAGAACAGACAAUGAGAUCAAGAAUUUCUGGAACACACAUUUAAAGAAGAAGCUAAUUCAAAUGGGAUAUGAUCCAAUGACUCACAGGCCAAGAACUGAUUUAUUUGCAAGCUUGCCCAAUAUAAUAGCUUUGGCAAAUUUACUUCAGCAUCAUCCACUUGAAGAUCAUGCUGUUAGAUUACAAUCAGAAGCUGCCCAGUUAGCUAAGCUUCAAUAUUUACAAUUUCUAUUCCAGUCUUCGAAUAAUCAUCCCCUACCGCCUACAAUCUCAAACACUCAAUUUUACAAUAAUCUUGGAGAGCUUGGGGCAUUUAAUUUGGCAAAUACUGUUAAAGGAAAUACCUCUUCUUUAAAUUUAUCCAAUCUUGAAAAUCAAACACUUUUCUCCAAUGAAAACUCUGGCUCUCAACUACUCCACAAUCAAGAUACUAAUUCUUUGCAAUUGCCAGACACACAAGAAGUCCCUUUCAAUUUCCAAACACAUUUGAAUAAUAAUAACACAAGUGAUAUUAAUGAUCACCAUUUUAAUGAUUCACCAAGUUGCCCAUUGAAUAAUAUUCUUGCUUCUCCACUUUCUUCAAGUCAUUUGCCACCUUUGACUGAAAUUUCAAUAAGCAAUAAUCAAGGAGAUUCAAGCAGCACUUCCACUAAUGCUGCUGAUCAAGGGACUUCUUCAUAUUGGCCAGAGCUAUUUUUCGAAGAACACUUCAUGCAUGACAUUUCUUGAUAGUUACGAGGCUUGGAACAAGGAUGAAGUUUUUGUACAUUAAUUAGUCUAUGUAGACAGUGAGGAUUAGUAUAUAGACGACUCAAUUUGCUUGGAAUUGAGGCAUUAUAGUUGUAAUAUUAUUGAUUGUUAAGUGGGCUCCCACAUGUACACAUCCACACACAGCGUUUAGUACAUUACGGUUUUUUUUUUUUUUGUAUGUAUCUAUCUUUUUUAAUCCGUGUUGGCUGUAUACUUCGUUAUAUAAUGUAAAUUUCUUGUUCUGAUUUUACAA
This is a messenger RNA of Lycium barbarum (goji berry), 1338 nucleotides long. RefSeq names its product transcription factor MYB93-like. Bases 45 to 1064 code for a protein of 339 amino acids. NCBI's taxonomy places the organism in Eukaryota, Viridiplantae, Streptophyta, Magnoliopsida, Solanales, Solanaceae. The record is from RefSeq and is a predicted model, not a curated record. The transcript has 3 exons.